This is a messenger RNA of Apis florea (little honeybee), 2489 nucleotides long. RefSeq lists its product as uncharacterized. NCBI's taxonomy places the organism in Eukaryota, Metazoa, Arthropoda, Insecta, Hymenoptera, Apidae. The record is from RefSeq and is a predicted model, not a curated record.
GUAUCAUUUCCACUAGUGCGAGUGUGGGGUUUACUUCGUCUGUUCGAUUCGUCAUUUCUGCCACUCGCGGUGGUCUUUCUUGUCGCGUCCCUGCUCAGUGAUUGUUCCAUCGAAGAAAAAAGCGAAGCGAAACAUAUUGGAUACUCGGAAACAUUGGCUUUUCUUGAUCUCCUUUCAAAAAGGACAGAAUUAAUAUCCGAAUGUCGUUCGAUCAUUCACUGACUGCAGAACACGAUGUGUUUAUUGUUUGGUGAAUAUAGUGAAUCAAUGUGUUUCGUGUAACGUUGUUCGUUCUGUGAGUGAAUUUUUCCUAAUUGAAGUAAAGAGAUGAGAAAUGAAACGAGGGACAAAAGUAGAAGCUGUCAGCCGCGAAUUGGGUUACGUCCCGUUCGCCUGGCAACGAUAUAUGACGCAACAGCCACCCUUCGUUAGUAUCCAUGAUCCUCGUGAUCUUUACCUGCGAUUUUAACUGCAACAGGACUUUAAGAUACGCGAAAAAGAAACGCUAAACUGCUCUCCAUGCAAUCAAUUAUCCUCGCUCCAUUAUCCUUAUUGCGCAGUCAGUUUUGGAGGUUAGUUGAUCACAAUUAAGAAAUUUAAACGAAAGCGACACCCACAGAGACAACCGGAUCAGCUGUUUCCCCAGGACGACCUUUCAACUACGCUUGAUAAUCCAAAUGCCAGUCCACCACGCGAAUCUUUUGGAAACCGCCAUCUCGAAAGCUCCUUGGUACCAGAAUAAAUUAAAACGGAGGAAGGACAAUGUUGUCGUACAUGCUGCCAACCGAAGACAAACCACCACCCGGAGAUUCGAAUCAGGGCAAUUAUCGCGCUAAUAAGUUGCAGAAAAGUCCGAAGGAACGCCCGUCCAUCGGUUCGAAGCCGGUGGGCAAAGUAAUCACGAUAUCCCCGAAAAAAUACGUUGACACGUCGAAGAUGAUCGUUUCAACGAAGAUCGAGGAGCAUGGCGACGAUCAGCGCCAUCUGCAGGACGAGCAGCGGCAACUGCAUCAGGGGGUGUUGAGUGAAAGUCCAAAGCACAACGGUACUGUGGUGAAAAAAUCGACUUUGCACACCUCGAAGGUCACUAAAGAUGACAGCCUGUACAGUAUAAACAGCGACGCGAGCACGGUUGGAAGUGAUCGAAAGAGUAAAAUUUUCAACGGGGCGAAGCACACUAGUCUAAAAAGAGUAUCCUUUGGCUCGAGCAAAGGAUCGAUGGUAGAAACUUUGGUGUAUGAGACACCUGUUCAAGAAGAGCCGGAAAUCAAUCGUUUUAUGGAUCACAACGGACGCAUACCCUCCAUGAUUACAUCUGUACCUGAUACCGACGAAGGUAGGGAAAUGGUACGCGUCUCGUUGCUAGGUCCACAACCUUCACCGACAACACCCGGCGUAUUUCAGGUGCAGCCUAUCGCGAUAUCGAGGACUCAACCGAUCGACAUGGACACCGUUCCGGCCGAACUCCUGACCACGCACACCGAACACACAGCUCCCGCCUAUCACACGCAAAUCAGCACGGAUAGUGGUUGGGAUAAUCCAUUCAGACCAGACGGUGACCUUUCGAGGGAAGCCGACGAGAUAGUGGAAUUGAUAAAAGGUGGAAAACCUAUCACUCCGACCCCUGGCCAGACAGCUCCACCAUUGCCAGGAUGCGAUACUACCGACAACGCGCAAACUACCGUUGAUCACGAUUCCAGUUCCAGUCCCUUGCUAAAAUCCUCCGCGAAUUCUACGAAUCGACAUGCGAAUUCUUCGCCGAAACCUGGGCAGGAGAAUGGAAACGCCCAUGGAACUCCGAUGAAAGCUGCAACCGCGAAUAGUCAGCAGCCUGUCAACGAUAAGGUUGUCACAUCGUCGAGAGCAGCUACCGUUGAAGUCGCUAGAAUGACAGCGCAGGGACCAGGCGACGCUUCGCAGGUCGAACACGUCACCUUAAAGAAGAAGCCUAAAUGUAAAUGUUGUCUUCUGCAGUAAUGAAAAGAAGUAAAACUGUCGCGUGAUUGACUCUGGCAGUCGGGGAUGAUUCUCCGUCGCUGAAAAUGCGUCGCGAAUUUGGUCGCCGAUAAAUCAUGUUUCUCGAAAAAUGAUCGUUACCACGAGUGCUGUUGAUGAUAAACGUUAUAUACUUCUCUCCAGAAAUGAAUUUCAUGAAGAGACGGGAACGACGUAUCUACGACUACGAAAUGUGUGAUCUGAAACGAAUUUUUUCAAGAAUUGUUCUAUGAACGCGAGUUGGUCCUGUCGAUUGAACCAAGCUGUUGAGCAAGUAAAGAGUGAAGAUUUUUACAAACAAUGGUUAUCGAUACGGAUGAAAAGAGAAUUCCGAUAUAUCGGUUCGAACGACGAUGAUAUCGAGCGAAUUGACACUGGAAGAUACCUGAAUGAGCGUAAAAGCACCGAGCCAGCCUCUUAAUAGCCUUUCAGAAAAACAGUGGAGUGUCUAUAAAAGUAACAGACUAUAUAAAAGAAGAGAAUAAAAAAAAAUA